CCAUUUGUGGCACAAAGCUACUAUAAAGGAAUAAAAGGGUACUUGGUUAGACAUUUGAAACGUUGAUAGCUGAGAGAGAGAGAGACACACACACAGAGAAUUAAGUAUCCAAAUUCGUGGACAAAAAAUGGGGAGAGCUCCAUGUUGUGAAAUGAUGGGGUUAAAGAAGGGACCUUGGACUCCCGAAGAAGAUCAAAUCUUGGUAUCUUACAUUCGAAGUUAUGGGCAUGGAAAUUGGCGAGCACUCCCUAAACAAGCUGGUUUAUUAAGGUGUGGUAAGAGUUGUAGGCUUAGGUGGAUAAAUUACUUACGUCCAGACAUUAAACGAGGAAAUUUCAGCAACGAAGAGGAAGAAACUAUCCUUAAGCUACAUCAUCAUCUUGGAAAUAGAUGGUCUGCUAUAGCAGCAAGAUUACCAGGAAGAACAGAUAACGAGAUAAAGAAUUAUUGGCACAGCCAUCUAAAAAAGAGAUUUCAACAGAAUAUGGGACGCCCAACUGAACAUCGCAGAACAACACCAGAAAGGGCAAUGGUUAACAACACUAGUUCAUCACAGCCUGCGAAUUUCAAGGUUCAUCAAAGUAAAUGUCAAAGGCAAGGCCCCUCGGAUAAUGCACCAAUUUUCCAGGAAGCUUCGUCCCAAGAAAUGCUUAGUUCUAUGGCCUCGAUGGAAGCCAUGAAUGGUUUCAGUGGUAAAAAUGAUAUGAAGUUUUGGUAUGAACUUCUCUUGAAAGCAGGAAACUCAGGAGAAGCGUUUGAAAGUUGGGGACAAUUUGGAUAGUCUCUCUAACUAAACGUAACGUUUCUCUUAUUUUAAAGAGACUAUAUGAGA
Molecule: messenger RNA, 832 nt
Organism: Populus nigra (black poplar)
Lineage: Eukaryota; Viridiplantae; Streptophyta; Magnoliopsida; Malpighiales; Salicaceae
Product: transcription factor MYB4-like
Exons: 3
Coding region: 128-781 (217 amino acids)
Source: RefSeq, a predicted model, not a curated record